AAGGGUCACGCGUUUGCGUCAUUCCUUUCUCCGGAGGUUGACAGAGCGAGUUAAGUGUGGCGCGGAUGGCUAGCAGGGAUUUCUGAAGAAAUAUCUUCCACAUCUCGAAAUCCUCGUUAGAAGCAAGCGACAACUAUGCCGGCAUAUUUUCAGCGUCCGGAGAACGCUCUAAAAAGAGCAAACGAGUUCCUUGAGGUUGGCAAGAAGCAGCCAGCCUUGGACGUCCUUUACGAUGUCAUCAAGAGCAAAAAGCACCGAACAUGGCAGAAGAUCCACGAGCCCAUCAUGCUCAAGUACCUGGAGCUGUGCGUGGACCUGCGCAAGAGCCACCUGGCUAAGGAGGGCCUGUACCAGUACAAGAACAUCUGCCAGCAGGUGAACAUCAAAUCUCUGGAGGAUGUGGUCCGGGCCUACCUGAAGCUGGCCGAGGAGAAGACCGAGACGGCCAAGGAGGAGUCCCAGCAGAUGGUGCUGGACAUCGAGGAUCUGGACAACAUCCAGACCCCCGAGAGUGUGCUGCUGAGUGCUGUGAGUGGGGAGGACACUCAGGACCGUACGGACCGCCUGCUCCUCACCCCCUGGGUCAAGUUCCUGUGGGAGUCCUACCGCCAGUGUCUGGACCUGCUGCGUAACAACUCCAAGGUGGAGCGCCUCUACCAUGACAUCGCCCAGCAAGCCUUUAAGUUCUGCCUGCAGUACACGCGCAAGGCCGAGUUCCGCAAGCUGUGCGACAACCUGCGCAUGCACCUGGGCCAGAUCCAGCGGCACCACAACCAGAGCACCGCCAUCAACCUCAACAACCCGGAGAGCCAGUCCAUGCACCUGGAGACCCGCCUGGUCCAGCUGGACAGCGCCAUCAGCAUGGAGCUCUGGCAGGAAGCUUUCAAGGCAGUCGAGGACAUCCACGGCCUUUUUGCCCUGUCCAAGAAGCCCCCGAAGCCCCAGCUGAUGGCUAACUACUACAACAAGGUGUCGACAGUGUUCUGGAAGUCCGGGAACGCCCUGUUCCACGCCUGCACCCUCCACCGCCUGUACCACCUGUCCCGUGAGAUGAGGAAGAACCUGACCCAGGAGGAGAUGCAGAGGAUGUCCACCCGCGUGCUCCUGGCCACCCUGUCCAUCCCCAUCACCCCCGAGCGCACGGACAUCGCCCGCCUCCUGGACAUGGACGGCAUCAUCGUGGAGAAGCACCGCCGCCUCGCCACCCUGCUGGGCCUGCAGUCCCCGCCCACCAGGCAGAGCCUGAUCAACGACAUGGUGAGGUUCAAUCUGCUGCAGUACAUCGUGCCCGAAGUGAAGGAGCUCUACAACUGGCUGGAGAUGGACUUCCACCCCCUGAAGCUUUGCGGAAGAGUAACAAAGGUGCUGAACUGGGUGAGGGACCAGGCUGAGAAGGAAUCGGACCUCCAGCAGUACGUUCCCCACUUGCAGAACAACACCAUCCUCAGGCUGCUGCAGCAGGUGGCUCAGAUCUACCAGAGUAUCGAGUUCAGCCGGCUGGCCUCCCUGGUCCCGUUCGUGGACGCCUUCCAGCUAGAGCGCUCCAUAGUGGACGCGGCGCGCCACUGCGACCUGCAGGUGCGAAUCGACCACACCUCUCGCACCCUGAGCUUCGGGUCGGACUUGAACUACUCGACCAAGGAGGACUCCCCUGUGGGGCCCUUCCUGCAGAACAUGCCCUCAGCGCAGAUCCGCAACCAGCUGACCGCCAUGUCCUCCUCCCUGGCCAAAGCCAUUCAGGUCAUCAAGCCCGCCACCAUCCUGCAAGAGCGGGACGAGCAGAGCCAGCAGGCCAUCGCGGCCUACCUGAAGAACGCGCGCAAGGAGCACCAGCGCAUCCUGGCCCGCCGGCAGACCAUCGAGGAGCGCAAGGAGCGCCUGGAGAGCCUCAACAUCCAGCGGGAGAAGGAGGAGCUGGAGCAGCGCGAGGCCGAGAUGCAGAAGGUGCGCAAGGCCGAGGAGGAGCGCCUGCGGCAGGAGGCCAAGGAGCGGGAGAAGGAGCGCAUCAUGCAGGAGCACGAGCAGAUCAAGAAGAAGACCGUGCGCGAGAGGCUGGAGCAGAUCAAGAAGACCGAGCUGGGCGCCAAGGCCUUCAAGGACAUCGACAUCGAGGACCUGGAAGAGCUGGAUCCAGACUUCAUCAUGGCCAAGCAGGUGGAGCAGCUGGAGAAGGAGAAGAAGGAGCUGCAGGAGCGCCUGAAGAACCAGGAGAAGAAGAUCGACUACUUCGAAAGGGCCAAGCGUCUGGAGGAGAUUCCGCUGAUCAAACAGGCGUACGAGGAGCAGCGCAUCAAAGACAUGGAAUUAUGGGAACUGCAGGAAGAGGAAAGGAUAAGCAACAUGCAGGUGGAGCGGGAGAAGGCCCUGGAGCACAAGCAGAGGAUGUCGCGCAUGAUGGAGGACAAGGAGAACUUUGUGUCCAAGAUCACCGCAGCCCGCAGCUUCAUCUACGAGGAAAAACUGAAACAAUUCCAAGAGCGCCUGGUCGAGGAGCGCAAGAAGCGCUUGGAGGAGCGCAAGAAACAGCGCAAGGAGGACCGGCGCACCACUUACUACCGCCAGAAAGAGGAGGAGGCGCAGAGGAUCCACGAGGAGCAGCUGAAGAAAGAGCGGGAGGAGCGGGAGCGGCUGGAGCAGGAGCAGAGGGAGGAGGAGGAGAGGGAGUACCAGGAGCGCCUGCGCAAGCUGGAGGAGCAGGAGCGCAAGCAGCGGGCGCGGCAGCAGGAGAUCGAGGAGCGGGAGCGCCGCCGGGAGGAGGAGCAGCGCCGGGUCCCGGAGGAAAAAGCCGGCGGCAAGGUGCGCGCCCCCUGGCCCGAGAAGGAAGAGGGAGGCUGGAGGAAGCGCACCGAAGGCGGGGAGUCUGAGUGGAGGCGCCCAGUGCCGGAGAGGGACUGGCGCCAGGAGGGCCGCGACGAGGAGAAGGCCCCGCGGGACGAAGAGAGGGAGCUGCCCUUCAGGAGGGGAGGGGACGCCCCCCGCCGGGGCGGAGCCGACGACCGCGGCCCCCGCAGAGCUUUCGAUGACGACCGCGGUCCCCGCCGGGCCGGAGACGAGGACCGUCCCCCGAGGAGAGCGGGCGACGAGGACAGGGCCCCGAGGAGAGCAUUCGACGAGGACCGCGGCCCCAGGAGAGCCUUCGACGAUGACAGGGGCCCCCGUAGGGGCUUCGACGAGGACAGGGCCCCGAGGAGAGGAUUCGACGAUGACCGGGGCCCCAGGAGAGCCUUCGACGAUGACCGUGGACCCCGAAGAGGCUUCGAUGAAGACAGAGCACCCCGAAGAGCCUUCGAUGAGGACAGGGGCCCGAGGAGAGCUUUCGAUGACGACCGCGGCCCCAGGAGAGGCGGAGACGACCAAGGUCCUCGUCGUGGAGAAGAUGCCAAACCUUGGAAACCCUUGGGUAGGCCAGGUGGAUGGCGAGAGAGGGAGAAGGCGCGGGAGGAUAGCUGGGGACCCCCCCGUGAGAGCGACGAUCGGGACGAUGGCGACAACAGAGACGGAGAAGAGCGAGAAUCGGGCGAACGGUUCAAAGAACGCCGUCCACCACCACCACGGGAGGAGGGUGGUGGAGCCUGGAGGCGGCCAGCGACCGAAGAGACCAGCAGCUGGAGGGCCUCCGGCCGCGAGGACAACGACCGCGACAGACGCGAUGACCGUGACCGUCGUGUCGGAGACCGCAGGGAGGACCGUGAAUCCAAACCGCCAGCCAGAGAACCAGAAGAAGCAGGUGGGUCCUGGCGCCGCAGCGGGGAGGACAAGAGGGAGGAGCGCAAGGUUGAGGAGCGGGACACCCCGCCCCGGGCCGACCCCCCCCAGGAGGGCGACGACGAGAAGCCCGCCUGGCGCUCGGACAAAGACGCCGAGAACCAGCGCCGCGUCAAGGACGAGACGGACGACGAGGGCUGGACCACCGUCCGCCGCUGACCCCCCAGCGCGGGCCCCCCGCCGGCGCCCCGGGGGCUGAGCACCCCCCGGAGGGGCGCGACCUCGCCGCCGCGUCUCCAAGCCAGCUAACGCAGUUUAAAAGCUGUUCCCCCAAUGCCAAAACGUACCUUUUUUCAAUCCAGCCCCCACUUUGGCAUGAAUUCCAUCUCAGCUUCUUAAUCCUCUGAUGAAAGUAGUUGAUUCUCUAAUUUUUUCUGCAUGCGUAGAGUAUGUAAUUCAUCUCUCGCGGUAUUUACUGUGUGGACCUUUUGGGUAUUUUUUGUUGUUGCCACCAGCUAUAUCGACAUUUAAGUAAAAUUUUGAGCAGUGAAAAUUAAUUCCUACUUUCCUGUGUACCAGUUUGCUGUCGCUCCCAUUACCUGUCUGUGCAGCAGCAGUUCCAACUAGUUGUAGAUUCUCACAUGGUUGCAUGCUUUUAGAUAAAGCCACUCUUAUUAAUAAAAGUCAUUUGCUCAA
Messenger RNA from Anguilla rostrata (American eel), 4401 nucleotides. It is a transcript of the gene eif3s10, whose product is annotated as eukaryotic translation initiation factor 3, subunit 10 (theta). Gene Ontology annotation, cellular component: eukaryotic translation initiation factor 3 complex, eIF3m; multi-eIF complex; eukaryotic translation initiation factor 3 complex, eIF3e. Gene Ontology annotation, molecular function: mRNA binding; translation initiation factor activity. Gene Ontology annotation, biological process: translation reinitiation; formation of cytoplasmic translation initiation complex. The coding region runs from base 136 to 3924 and encodes 1262 amino acids. The record is from RefSeq and is a predicted model, not a curated record. The transcript has 22 exons. NCBI's taxonomy places the organism in Eukaryota, Metazoa, Chordata, Actinopteri, Anguilliformes, Anguillidae.